Messenger RNA from Elaeis guineensis (African oil palm), 2137 nucleotides. RefSeq names its product putative clathrin assembly protein At2g01600. Lineage: Eukaryota; Viridiplantae; Streptophyta; Magnoliopsida; Arecales; Arecaceae. The record is from RefSeq and is a predicted model, not a curated record. Gene Ontology annotation, cellular component: clathrin-coated vesicle; clathrin-coated pit. Gene Ontology annotation, biological process: vesicle budding from membrane; clathrin coat assembly; clathrin-dependent endocytosis. Gene Ontology annotation, molecular function: 1-phosphatidylinositol binding; phosphatidylinositol-4,5-bisphosphate binding; SNARE binding.
ACGAGGGCAAGGACACGAGGGAGACAACGGGGAGCCAGGGAGCGACGAGUGCCGAGGGGGGUUCGAAAGCGACUGGAGGAGAGGGCGCGCUCCAACGUAGUCUGCUUUCAAGAAAAUAGAAGCAAAAAGGUAAAUCCGAAGGGGGCGGUGCGGUUGAGUCGGAGGCGGAGGCGGAUGGCGUCGCUGCAGAGCUGGCGAAAGGCAUACGGCGCCCUCAAAGACACCACCACCGUCGGCCUCGCCAACCUCAACAGCGAUUUCAAGGACCUGGAUGUUGCCAUCGUCAAAGCCACGAAUCAUGUGGAGCGCCCCCCCAAGGAGAGGCAUCUCAGGAAGAUCUUGGCGGCCACUUCCAUCGCCCGUCCCCGUGCCGACGUCGCCUACUGCAUCCACGCUCUCGCCCGCCGGCUCGCCAAGACCCACAACUGGACUGUGGCAUUGAAGACACUCAUAGUUAUCCAUAGGCUUCUUAGGGAAGGUGACCCUACAUUCCGUGAAGAGCUGCUUAAUUUCUCCCAGAGGGGACGCAUCCUUCAAUUAUCAAACUUCAAGGAUGACUCGAGUCCUAUUGCGUGGGAUUUUUCUGCUUGGGUUCGCAGUUAUGCAUUAUUUUUAGAGGAAAGACUAGAAUGCUUCAGGGUUUUAAAAUAUGAUGUUGAAGCGGAGCGCUUGACAAAGCCUGCUCAAGGGUCUGAAAAGGGUCACAGUAGAACUAGAGAAUUGGAUAUUGAAGAGUUGUUGGAGCAAUUGCCUGCUUUACAGCAGUUAUUAUAUCGUCUUAUUGGAUGCCAUCCAGAAGGAGCUGCUGUUAGCAAUUAUGUGGUGCAGUAUGCCUUAGCUCUGGUAUUGAAGGAGAGCUUUAAAAUUUAUUGUGCUAUUAAUGAUGGAAUUAUCAACCUUGUUGAUAAGUUUUUUGAGAUGCCAAGACAUGAAGCAAUUAAAGCUCUUGAAAUCUACAAGAAAGCUGGACAGCAGGCUGGAAGUCUUUCUGAUUUUUAUGAAGUUUGUCGGGGACUAGAACUUGCUAGAAAUUUCCAGUUUCCAAUAUUGAGAGAGCCUCCACAAUCAUUUCUUGCAACCAUGGAAGAAUAUAUAAGAGAGGCUCCACGAGUGGUUCCAGUUUCUAGAGAGCAAUUGGAAUUUCCAGAGAGGCUUCUUUUGACAUACAAACCAGAAACAACUUCUGCUCCCUUGGAAGAGGAAAAGCCACCACUUGAUGAACCCAAACCAACAUCAUCUAAUGUUGAGGUUGCAUCUCCUCGUACGGCUGUUACUGAAGAUACUGGAGACCUACUGGGAUUAAAUGAAACAAAUCCUGAUGCAUCAGCAAUAGAGGAAAGCAAUGCAUUAGCCUUGGCUAUUGUUCCAUCUGGUGAUACUACUUCCAUUGAUUCUGGUAUGACGCAAGAAAAAGGAUUUGAUCCAUCAGGAUGGGAACUAGCACUUGUUACUACACCCAGUAGCACCAAUUCAUCCAUGGUUGAAAGCCAUUUGGGUGGUGGUUUUGACAAGCUCACGUUAGAUAGUCUCUAUGAUGAGGCUGCAUAUAGACGACAGCAGCAGCAAUUCUAUGGAGCACCAGCUCCAAAUCCAUUCUUGUCAGCUGACCCAUUUGCGAUGUCGAACCGAGUAACUGCCCCUCCGGCUGUUCAAACGGCUGCCAUGGCUCAGCAGCAGCAGCAGCAGCAGAUGUCGAUGAUGGUGCCAUCAAAUCCGUUUGCUCAGCCUAUCCCUCAGCAGCAUAUGGUUGUUGGGGCCGCAUCAAAUCCCUUUGGUGAUGUUGGUGUUGGAGCUUUCCCAGCAAACAACCCUCAACACCAGACCAAUCCAUUUGGUACCCAACUCCUGUAAUGUGAGGACUGCUUGUAUUUCCCCACCCACACCAUUUUUUGUGUGCAAUAUCUUGUGCAAGUUGUCUGUCAGUAAUAGCCGCAAUUUGUUGUUUUGGUUGUAAAGAAAUGGGAAGUACUCGAUACCAUGUAAAAUGUAUAGGAGUACUCGAUGUUAUAUAAAUUGUAUAGGGGCUGCCUGCGAGAUCGCAAGUGUUUUGAGCACCAGGUAAGCAGGCUCGUAGUACAAGGAAUAAUGGUUAAGACAUUUGCAAGGGCAAUUUUCAUUCUUUCUCGAUAUUUGUGGU